CUUGGCGAUAAUUUUCCAAAUUGUUCUGUAUUUCUCGUAAAAGCCCAUAACUGAACUAUGGAACCCAGCCUUAUUUCAAUAUUUUUCUGGCGUAUUGCCGUGCAAUGGCUAUAUCCAUAUAGCUAUAUGAAUUCUGAUAUUCAGGAAGUUCUCGGUGCUGAUUAUUCCUAUUGGGUCAAAAGUUACCAAGAACGUUUUGAGGAGCUGAAUCUACUGCUCAUACGAGAAACUAUAAAAAACUUGAUGGUUUCCGUGCUGCUUAUUGAAACGCUAGACUUCAUGCGUAGGGGCAUAAUGCUAUAGACUACAUAUACACGUCUUUUGUUUGAUACUUUAUUUGAUUAUUUUAUUGACUAUCAAAAGUAAACAGGCAAACACAAGAAAAUAUCGCGU
Molecule: messenger RNA, 393 nt
Organism: Drosophila busckii
Lineage: Eukaryota; Metazoa; Arthropoda; Insecta; Diptera; Drosophilidae
Exons: 2
Coding region: 58-303 (81 amino acids)
Source: RefSeq, a predicted model, not a curated record